AUGUCAUGCGCUAUAGAAAAAGAUGUCCUUCUCAAUGUCAUCGACAUCUACAAAGAUAUGCCUUAUCUUUGGAGGGGAGAGCACAAGGACUAUUCCAAGAAGGAAGAAAGAAGCGAAGGCUUUAAAGUACUUCUACAAACUUAUGGAAACGUUGACGAAAAGGCAACAGUAAAAAUAUUAAAGAGAAAACUGGAUUACAUGCGUACAACCUAUAUGAAAGAAUUAAAAAAGGUCAGAUAG
Molecule: messenger RNA, 240 nt
Organism: Parnassius apollo (apollo)
Lineage: Eukaryota; Metazoa; Arthropoda; Insecta; Lepidoptera; Papilionidae
Source: the annotation of a GenBank genome assembly